Tricharina praecox is the source of this 1163-nucleotide messenger RNA. RefSeq lists its product as uncharacterized. The record is from RefSeq and is a predicted model, not a curated record. The transcript has a single exon. Bases 287 to 739 code for a protein of 150 amino acids. NCBI's taxonomy places the organism in Eukaryota, Fungi, Ascomycota, Pezizomycetes, Pezizales, Pyronemataceae.
GUAUGAUAGAAGUGCCCUGCUGGGGCUGCGGGUCCGACGAAAGUGCAAGAUCCGCCCUGGGCUGCGGCUUUCUCCGAAGGCGCAAACAUCAAAGUCUUCACACCACCACCAUGAGGAGAGUGGAGAGCAUCCGAGAUUGCUCCUCUAAUUGACUAGCCCCAUGAUGGUCCAGGCAUAGUUGUGGUUCGCUGCAACCAAGACACCCGGAGACGGGUUUAAGUUCCAGGUGGACUUUGCACCACGGUGCUCACCUACAUGGAGUACGAACGCACGGCCAACGAGCGAGAUGGAUGUCUCUCUUCUGGCUGGCUUCCUGGCUUCCUGGCUGCCUUGGCUCGAUGCGGUACUGGCUACGCCAUGCAGAAUUCGACUGCACUCCAUCUACUCUGUUUUGGUGGCCGGCCGGUUCGUUCUGUGGACUUUGGACGAUGGAGGUGGUUCGUGUGGUUCGUGUGGUUCAGGCGGUUCAGGUGGUUCGCCCCCCCGUGUUGGGUCUGUUUGGCGAUCCGUCCGUCCGUCUAGAGCACUUGGUUGUCCCCUUCGUAUUUGUGUGAGUGUUACCGGACGGGAAGGGCGAGGGGGCGCGCGCGGGGAGGAGAACUCUCCGCCGUUCCAGUGGUGGGGAGGGAGGGAUCGCUCGCUCAUCCAUGACAGCCACCACUCCACCCCCGAAUUACAUGCUCUGGGUGCUGCAUUGCACUCCAUCAUCAGGGUAGGGCGACGAACGGCGGGUACAUAGCAGAAUAGUUACUCGCUCGCUGCUGCUGCGAAGGAAAAGCCACAAUCCUGGGGAUGACAUCCGGUUUUGCGGACCGUGCAUAGAAAGUAGAGUGCUCUGCCGUAGUGAACGAAUAUCGAUCGAGGUGGCGGGACGAUCACGGAAAACCUCUCUUUCUUCUCUUCUCCUUCUGUCUCUCCAGCCAGCCAGCAACACACCACACAUAGAUCACACACACCCACACGCGCCUCCCAUCCUCCAUACUAUACACAGCAUACCAAGCAUCUUCACACGUCUGCGGUUACAUACUACACACUUACUGCCCCGAGAAAGGAACUCCUCGAGUAACCCGGAUCGACUGUCCACCACCACCACCACCACCACCCCCCAGCACCACCGCACGGCACUACAACACACGGCUCCUGCUGCACCCCGUCUGACAACC